Messenger RNA from Racocetra fulgida, 227 nucleotides. The record is from the annotation of a GenBank genome assembly. Lineage: Eukaryota; Fungi; Glomeromycota; Glomeromycetes; Diversisporales; Gigasporaceae.
GUAAUAAUGAUGCAGCACUAGAAACAAUAGCAGGAAUCUGGAAUUGGCAUGAAUGGUCUUGGCCUAAUAAUGAGACUGAAGCAGGGUAUAUUUAUGCAAGAUCUUUACUCAAAAUUGGCCCAUGGAAAAAAUUUACGCCUGAAGCUAUACAAAAAAUUGUCAAAAAAUGUGUCAUAAAAAAACCUGAAUCUACCAUUACUACAUACAGUCAUCUGAGCAAAUCUUGA